AUGCUCGGAUCCCUGCAUCGCUGUCCCGUGUGUGGCAAGGAAUUCACCAGAAGUGACGCGCGCCAGCGCCAUGAGGCAAUUCACAAGACGCAGCAGUCACCAAGCGUGACUGUGACGCCGCAGAGGCGUACCGAAUCACCAAAAGACCUUGCGGUGUUCUCACCGCAGCCUUCCGAUGCGUUACAUGAAGCUCCCUCGGUUAAAACGCAUAACGAUGAUGGUUCAGCCAGUCUGGGUUCUCUGAAUGUUAGCUCGCUUGCAGAAAAUGAUGUGCAACAUGAGACUGGCAAUAGCUGGAGUCCUAUGAAUUCAUUAAACAUUGGCAUACAAUCGACCCACAUUCUCACGGCUCAGGCUCCGACUGAGCACGCUCGUCAUUGGGCAAAUCAAUCCGUGGAGAACACAUUCGAUGAUGAUCUGCUUCGGUGGAUACGGGAACCAUGUCUAUUCGAGGAUUUUCGCUUUGAUGAAGACAUUAUGGCAGUGCUGCUGGAUACUGGGUCAAUGCCGCCCUUCAAUGCCGCCCCAAUCCUGGCCAUGGAUCUAGAUUACGAUCAAAUGGCAAUUGAUCACAGUAAUCAAAAUCUCGACGUCUCUAUUGAUGGGGGUGGAAUAAUGAGUCGACCAGCAUCCCCUCCAAAUGAAGCGUCUGAAGAAGACAAAUGGCCAUACAAAUGGGACCCUGCAUCUCAAGCGAUUACUGCCGCUAAGCCUAUUGAAUUGCCCGGAAACCACCCCUUGAGACGUGAUCAUGAAAUUCGUUUCGAUAUCUCCCACCAACGGUACCAAAAGGUGACCGCAUUUCUUUUGGAGCCAGCAAGAAGGGGGUUCAACUUUCACUCACUUCAUUUUCCAGACCUGGAGACCACGAAUAUCUUCAUCAGAUUGUUUUUCACGCGUUUUGAAUACCAGAUGCCUGUCAUACAUCGUCCAUCUUUACAAUCAUGUGAUGACUUACCUGAUCCUCUUCUUGCUGCAAUGAUUGCUAUAGGAGCUAUAUACAGCCGCGAACGGCACACCUGCCGCUUCUCAAUCGUGCUCGUUGACAUGGCAAGGUUAAGCUCACAAAUUGCCCUUGAAAUGAACAACAAGCUUAUGAGAGAUCCCAAGUUUGUCUAUGCCUUGACAUUAAUCUGCUAUGCCGGCCUGUGGUGUGGCAACAAACGGCUUUUCGAGCUAUCGGAAAGUCUGAGGGCUGCAGUGGUUACAUAUUGCCGGCAGAUACGUGACAGUGAAUUCAUUCUGGCAAGAGAAGAUCUCAAGAGAUUUGGCAAUAGCAUGGAGGGCCGAUGGCAGGCCUGGAUCCUGAAGGAGUCCAGAAAGAGGCUAUUGUGGAUUAUCUACAGCUUCGACUGUAUGUUUCCAUGUUUGUUGUACCUGCCACCUUCAAUUAGCGUGGCAGAGUUUAUGGCUGUUGAGUGUCCCUGUGACGAGGAAUUCUGGCAUGCCGCAACGGCCAAUCGUUGGAGGUCUUUACUUGGCUCUGCAUCCGUUCCACCGGCAAGAACAUUCGCUUCUGUCGUGAGCCCCUUUAUGGGACCUUUGGACCUGGGAACCGCUCCAUAUAACACGUCUUCAGAUGGAACUCCCGGACAAACCUCCUUUGCCUCUUCAAUAGGUCUCAACUCCUGGACUCGACAUCUUGUUCUCACUACAAUUCUGAUAUAUAUAUACGAUCUAUCACUGCAGAUUUCAAUGAUUUCUCAGGCAAGCCUUGAUACGGAGAUAUGGCAGAUAUCUAGUGAAUCGGAAGCGCAUACUCUUACAGCUUCGACUUCUUCUAUCACCAUCGAACCUGAAAUUAAACCGCAUUAUGCCUAUCUGAUGACGAGGUUUCUAUCAGGUCGUCAUUCAGAAUCUGCCUUGUCACCUCCGGAACAAGAGGUGUGCAUGUCACUUGCGAAGCGCAAAUAUGUUCUAUUAAAAAUGCUCGUCGCUUGGGAGCAAACCUACGCAUUUAUACCGGCCCCCGAUGUGGCUGCAUAUGAAACAUCAAGGCAUUUCCAUAAGAGUGCUCGAGCACAUCUUCGCCUUGCCCAUCUCACUGUCCACGUCCCGAUUCUGGAUCUGCAAAAUGCACUAGGAAAGUCAGGCACACCGGAGAUCUCUCCUGCAAUAAAUAUGAUGCACAGCAUACUUACAAACCACCCUGAGAAUGUUGGAUCUAUACUCACACACAGCCUGGAAGUCAUCCGAGAUCUGCGGGUGCAGCAGACUUUGUCCAUUGGUGAAUCGAAGUCACGAAUGAUAGAGCCCCCUGAGAUCAUCACCUGCUUCCUCAGCGAGGUCUUCGUUUGGGUAGUUGUGAUCUGUGCAGAUUCAACACAGACUGGAUUUUUGAGAGACAAAUUGGAAGAGUUUGGGGCUUCAGAUGGAUUCUUUGCUGUUGUAAAGGAGGCUUUGGCUUGUGAUUCGGACCAACGAUCACACAAGGAUAACAUUUCUCAACCCAACUUGAUCAUGUUUGCCGCUGCAGAUGUGAUUAGCAAGAUGACGCCAUGGAACGCGUCGCUCAACUUAGCUUUGCUCUUAUGUCAUCGGGGGAAGGCCUGUACGACUCGCAAGGAUCAAGGCCAUGCUUAA
Molecule: messenger RNA, 2583 nt
Organism: Penicillium pulvis
Lineage: Eukaryota; Fungi; Ascomycota; Eurotiomycetes; Eurotiales; Aspergillaceae
Product: fungal specific transcription factor domain-containing protein
Exons: 3
Coding region: 1-2583 (860 amino acids)
Biological process (GO): DNA-templated transcription; regulation of transcription by RNA polymerase II
Cellular component (GO): chromatin
Molecular function (GO): RNA polymerase II cis-regulatory region sequence-specific DNA binding; zinc ion binding; DNA-binding transcription factor activity, RNA polymerase II-specific
Source: RefSeq, a predicted model, not a curated record